Aspergillus eucalypticola CBS 122712 is the source of this 1752-nucleotide messenger RNA. RefSeq names its product Hsp70 family protein. The coding region runs from base 1 to 1752 and encodes 583 amino acids. The record is from RefSeq and is a predicted model, not a curated record. Lineage: Eukaryota; Fungi; Ascomycota; Eurotiomycetes; Eurotiales; Aspergillaceae. The transcript has 8 exons.
AUGACGAAGCACUGUGCUAACAUUGAGAUACCACUAGGGAUUGCAUUCUCAGUAAGAGAUAUUUCUCAAUGGCGUGUGCCAGACAAAGAUGGACAUGUUAGCAAGUGGCCUGGUGACAAGAGGCUGUACGCAGAGGGGAAAGUACCUUCAGUCCUCGAGUACUAUGGCACUGAGUUUCGGUGGGGGGCCAUGGUGAAAGGUUGCAACGAGCAAUGCCCUUCUCUUUUUAAGCUCAAGCUUGAGGAAAACUUGGAUCAAACCAAGUUUCCUUAUUCAAUACUGAAUUCAAUAGCGAGUAACGGUGUCUUCUACCUACCAGACGGCAAGCAAGCUCGCGAUGUCAUACAAGACUAUCUCAAAGGAUUGUGGAGUUAUGCUGAAAAUGAAGUGUCGAAGGAAACCCGUCAGAGAUUAAGCAAGCUUCCGAACUCCAACCAGGUACCGGUUCACUACAUCAUCACAGUCCCAGAUUUCUGGACAAAGAAAACCCGCGAUCUGAUGUCGCAAAUUGUCUGUGAUGCUGGAUUACCGAAGUCCGAGGGAGAUAGGUUAACCGUUAUUCCCGAGCCAGUAGCGGCAGCCGUCAAGAUACUAUCUGACUUACCCAAGAACACGGUAAUGCAAAAUGACGCCAUACUUGUAUGUGAUGUUGGCGGCGGAACGGUUCUUUCUGGCUACAUAUGGCACCAACGUCACCAAAAGUGGCUGCUGAUUCCUUGCCUCUUCAAGGAUGUGGGGUCAGUUGUCAUUCUUUCAACAGGGCACAGACGUUACAUUCGACAGCCCCGGCCUGUCGGAGAAGCGGAGUUUUACCGCACAAUGGAGGAAAGAUUUAAGCACGCAUUCAGGAACAAGCCUUUGGAGAAAAUCGGUCCAAAUAGCCCGCUUAUCCACGCUUUUCGGGGUCACCUACAGAGUUUCACGACCGAUGAUGCGCAAAUUCAGGGUUCGAGGUUUCGUGUACCUCUCCCAAUGGAAUUAAACUUUCAUAAUCCUGGCAUCUAUGAUCGUGCUAGAGGACAAAUCGUGCUGACCACUGAAGAUUUAAAAUCAUUCCUUGACCCUGUAGUCAAGGUGGCUGCUCGCCUCAUUGGAGCCCAGGCUGGUGUCGUGGCCAAAGCCGGUUUUGGCAACUUGUUGAAGCACGUUUACUUAGUCGGAGGCGGAGCAAAUAAUGGCUAUGUUAGAGACUCAAUUGCCACCGAUGUGCUGAGCCAGUGUGGACUGACCGUCCUUACUCCCGCCAGGCCACAGCUAGCAGUUGUCUACGGAGCCGCAGCCUUUGGCCAGAGAGACACACUGUCAAUCCACCACUGCCCGAUCCACAUCGGGCUAUGUGGUAAUCAGCUAUACAUUGGACAAAAUGUCCCCAUACGAGACCCUGUGGACGGUACUGUGUGGUGUCUGAAGGGUGAGAAGUAUGACGAGGGCCCGGUGCGAACAGAGGAAUUCAUCGAAUAUUUCCUCAACGGUGCCACACCAGCCACCCGUUACAUGUCCGUAUACCCAUCCGGCGCUGAAAUCCCACCCCGAACCGUCGAAGGUUUGUUCUCUAAGGGUGCCAUUGAAAUUCGAUUCGGGGACGUUCCAGUAAAGAAGAGGGAGAACAGAACAAUCAACAACCAGAUGCAGUGCAGGGUUCGUUACAAAGUUACCACCACUUUCCUCCCUAUUGAGAACCAGAUUGAGUUCGAGGCAAAACUUGACAAUCAAGUGAUUGGACGCCUCACCAUUAACGUUCCGUAUUCUUAA